Messenger RNA from Gaeumannomyces tritici R3-111a-1, 2459 nucleotides. RefSeq names its product BTB/POZ domain-containing protein 3. Gene Ontology annotation, cellular component: ubiquitin ligase complex; cytoplasm. The record is from RefSeq and is a predicted model, not a curated record. The transcript is spliced from 4 exons. The coding region runs from base 284 to 2227 and encodes 647 amino acids. Lineage: Eukaryota; Fungi; Ascomycota; Sordariomycetes; Magnaporthales; Magnaporthaceae. Gene Ontology annotation, molecular function: protein binding.
UCAGCCCCCACUUGACGACGACGAUCGAGUGCAGACAUCUGCUGCGCAAGGGCGGGCGAAAGGGCAGCUUGGGUUUCCGAGUCGAUAAGCUUCCCCUUCUUCCUAUAAUCACAUUUUUCAUCUAUGUAGACAUCUCACCACAUCCGAUCCCCUGCUAGGCUGUUUGGUACCCCUCUCACCACUGCCUUCCUCCUUACUUGGUCCCAUCCAGGCCAGCAGCCAUCUUCCGCCGUGCAACUUUAUUACCAGUCCAUCUCUUCUACUAUAAUCUCUGCACCAUAGAAUGGUGGUCCCCAAGCAUGAACUCGAGGCUAAGCUGAGGGAGGAGAGCAGUCUCGUCAGGAGCGGGCUCCUCCGCGAGGAGAACCCACUGGACCUGAGUGGCGCCUUCAGUGACUUCCUCGAGGCCUGUCGGCGUGGCGACCUGAAAACAUGCCAGGAGUUACUCUCCGCCGGUGUCAAUAUCAAUGGAAGAGACGCCUUCGAUUACACACCGUUGAUCUUGGCAAGCUUAUGUGGCCACUUUGACCUCGUAAGGUUUUUGCUCGAGUCUGGCGCCACAGCUGAAAGGAACACAUUCCAGGGCGAACGUGCGGUUUACAAUGCCCUGAAUGACAAGAUCAGAAAGCUACUGAUACAGUAUGACUAUUCCAAGUCGACUGACCCUUUGCAGCCCUGGUCAUCCCACAUCACCUCCUUGCUCUCGUUGACGACACCGCAGACGUCAGACAUCACACUUUCGGGGGGUGAUGGCCUUGUGCCAACCGUCGCUUUUGAGCUCCACAAGUUUCUCCUGGCCGCCAGAACUCCAUACUUUGCGAAGAAGCUGGCCGACGCGCCGGGGACCGAGACUUGGAAACUCCCAAACUCACCCCCAGUCGAGGCUACACGUGCUGUAAUCCGUUAUCUCUACCUCGACGAGCUGUCUAGUGAUUUUGCAAGCUCUGGUGCCGGUGGUGUCACAGAGGAAGACAUUUUCAAGGGUAUCGACAAGAUCAGUCGAUCACUCGAGGUCGGGCACAUCUGGGACGCCGUGAUGGCCUCGAGCAAUCGCCGUCUAGCCCGCCAGAGAUACCAGGACGAGGUGCGACGAGCUCAGGAACAAGUCGAAUCAUUUUUCCGCGAUAAUGUUAUCGCAAAGAAGAUCUUUGCCGAUUCGCGGGCGGCCCAGGACGUUAAAUGGUCCCGCGACAACUCCACAUAUGCCGACUGCCUGCUCCAGGCCGAUGAAAGCGAAUCAGAGGGUGGCGAUCUGGAUACCGCCGGGGCUAACGGAGCGAGUGUCCUCACGCCAGGAAGCCACGAGGCCAGGCCGCGCAGGGCAACUUUGUACCCCGUGCACAAGGCGAUGCUGAUACGCAGCCCCUACUUCCAAACAAUGUUCGCUGGGCCUUUCCUCGAGGCGCAGAGCACGGAGCACCUACGCGUCGUCCGAGUCGACUGUGUGCCCGAAGUCCUGGAAGUUGUGCUGUCGUUCCUGUACACAGAGAGGGCGGACUGCAGUCUCGAACUGGCUCUCGACCUGCUCUACACCGCCGACAUGUUGCUUCUUGACAAGCUAAAGUCGAGGGCCGUAGCACUUAUCAGCGCUCUGGGGAGCGGCAACAGCAGCUCGGUGGCCGAGAAACCGACGCAAAACGCGCCCGCUAAAGCAGAGACGGCCGAGGCAGAGCCCAUCAACAUUUACGACGUCAUCCGCGCGGCCUGGGACCUCAGGGUCCAGAGGCUUGAGGAGUUUGCGGCUCGGUACAUCAGUGCGCGCCUGGAGCAUUACAUCGACAAACCAGAGUUUGCCGAGAUGAUCCAGGAGAGUGCCUCGAGGAUCAAAAACCGCGAGGACACGGACACGAUCGAACUUCUUGACGACAUCCGGUUUUACUUGUCUGAAAGAUUCCGUCUGCGGUUCGAGGACACGGGAUGGGACGAGAUGAUGAAGGAGGACCAGCCGCUUGGUGGUGACCACAUCCCCGUCGACGGCGACACACCUGGGGAGACGACAUUGCCGGAAGGUGCCCAGACUGUGACGGUCUCUGCAUUGAACCCAACCGGUGCUUCCAACGUCAUCAAAGGGGCGCCAACACAGCAGCGCGUGCCGCCGCCUUCUAGUUGGAUCAGCACUUUGGCCGGAACCCUAGUCGAGGAUGAGUUCGAGGCAGACGCAGCCAACUAUCAAAUACUGCUGCAAAAGAUUGACGACAUGCUGGAUCGCCUGGAGUUGGACGCUUGAUAUUUCUUUGAUGUUAUGUUACGGUUAGAUACUUUCCUGGAUUUUUAGAAAUGUGGACUUAUUUCCCUUUUAUUUUUUCUCUCCUUCAAUUGGCCGGAGGCAGAUCCCGCAAUCGAGCAAUCAAUCAAGGGGUGGGCAAAAGUGGGACUGACGUCACAUGCACCAAAUCACGCGCCGCGUUCGGUUGGCUUCCUGUCGCAUGCUGGCAGGGGCAGUCGCUGCAGUCCAGAAC